AAACCUCCCACAAAAAUUGGCCGGUAAUGCAGUUCUCUUCAGUGACAAUUCACAUAACCUGCAAUGUCGUGACAAAAAAAUGUUCCGUCGCAAUGAAAUCGCUGCUUUGGCGAUUCUAGCAAGUGUGUGCCUCCUUUUGGUCGUUUUCAAUCAAAAGGAGGCCCCCAGGUACCCCCCAUUCGACGACGACCGCCCCAACGUGUCCCACAUAACCUUAAAAGACGUUGUCAAGAUGCAACAACAAAACAACGAACUGGCCCUCAGGGAUUACCCCUUUCCGACAGGCAAGUCUUUAAGUGAUUACACACCGGUGAGCGGCGGCAGCCCCCUUCGGACGAUCAUUGUGACGACUUGGCGCUCCGGGUCCACUUUUUUGGGGGAUGUACUGAACGCAGUCCCGGGGAACUACUACCAUUAUGAGCCCCUUCUAGACUACGGGAUUGUCCAAAUCAGGGGGCCCCCGUACGCGGACUCCGCCCUCACCAACUUGAAAAAUCUCCUCAACUGUGAUUACUCGAACAUGGAGAAUUAUCUCGAGUUCGGGAAAGAGCACACUUAUUUAUUUAUCCAUAAUCGGAGGUUAUGGAAUUUGUGCGAAGCUUUUCCCCAGUAUUGUUUCAACAGUCGAUUUCUGAGCCAACUGUGUCAAGUUUUCCCCUUUCAGUCGAUGAAAACAGUCAGGAUGCGUUUGAGGCUCGUUGAGGAGCUCCUCAAGGACCCAAAGUUGAACGUCAAAGUGCUACUUUUGGUGAGGGACCCCAGGGGCACUCUUCAAUCAAGGAAGCACCGAAAUUGGUGUCCGGGGGCCCCAGAUUGUGAUAAACCCAACUUGGUGUGCGCUGAUAUGGUAGCUGAUUAUAGUGCUGCUAUUCAGUUGAAAAAACUGUAUCCGGAUCGGUUCAGGGCCAUUCGUUACGAGGACCUUUGCGCCGAUCCCUACGGCCACGUCCACAGCCUAUUUGAUUUUUUCGGUUUGUAUUUCCAUCCAGCUGUUCGAGAUUUUCUCGAUUCGCAUACGAAACAAGACGCUGGUGGUGUCUCAAGUACGCAUCGUGAUACGAAAAACGCCCCGUUUCGGUGGCGCACCGAACUCAAUUUUUCCGAAAUCCAGUACAUCGAAGACAGCUGUGAUCAAGCGAUGAAACUUUGGGGAUAUGUUCGUGUAAGUGACGAGGUACAAAUGCGCGAGUUACAACCGCUUAUUACCAACUAUACGAUACAGUAAAAUUACAGGAAACUGUAAUUUGAUUUGAUAGAAUUAAGUACAAAAACAACGCUUUGGCGCGAUCUCCCUUUUGGUAAAUUUCGUUACCAAAUUGUAUUGCAAUAAUGACGUAAUUUUUUGCUCCGAGCACUUUGUUCGUCUCCCUAUUAGUCAAUUGUUUGAACGAAAUAAUAUCACGUAGAUGCAUAUCUUUCGACUAAUCAUAGUGUGCCUUGUACACUGAGCACUCGAUUUUUGCACAUAAUGAGCCUUUUUAGAAUACGACACGCCACAAUCACGUUUUGGGCUUCCAGAUAUUUCAAAUUUGACCGGUUUUUGAAAAAAAUGCUUAACAACAUUGUGAUUUAUUUUGUUAUUUUGUUACGUAUUUAUUUGUUAAGAUAGGUAUUAGCAUUUGUUUUUUUAUAUGGAUUAUUUUACAUAAUCAAGUAUACUGAGGUGGCCUACUGAUCACGUGUUAUAUACAUUCACGUAAUUAUAAAUAAACAACCAAUUAUA
This is a messenger RNA of Tribolium castaneum (red flour beetle), 1723 nucleotides long. RefSeq names its product carbohydrate sulfotransferase 5. Lineage: Eukaryota; Metazoa; Arthropoda; Insecta; Coleoptera; Tenebrionidae. The transcript is spliced from 3 exons. The record is from RefSeq and is a predicted model, not a curated record. Gene Ontology annotation, biological process: N-acetylglucosamine metabolic process; sulfur compound metabolic process. The coding region runs from base 80 to 1225 and encodes 381 amino acids. Gene Ontology annotation, molecular function: N-acetylglucosamine 6-O-sulfotransferase activity.